GACGGCCAGACCGGAGCAAUCGAUUCGGAGUCAAGUGCAGUAAACAACGCGUUGGGAAGUUGCCUGGCUCCCGUCAACAAAGUCCAUUUGAACGAUGCCGGAGACUUAAAUAGUUCUUCAUUGUGGCUCAAAUAUUGUUGUUGGAGCUCAACCGGCGGCGCGGAAGGUGGUGAAGUUUGACAUUUUGACAACAUUGUCCGGGCGAGGGAUUGCUAGCAUGCUAGCAGCCGUUGCAGAGAAAAGGGCCAGCUGCCAUGUCCUCCACCACUGACGCUGCCGCUGCCAUGGCGACCCUGGCCUUGGAGCAGGCCUCGGACCGCCACGCCAGGCUCAUCCUGGCCCGGAUGAACAAGAUGCGGCUCAGCGCCGACUUCUGCGACGUGAGGCUGCGGGUCGGCGGCCGCGUCUUCAAAGUCCACCGGCUGGUGCUGGCGGCCGCCAGCCCCUACUUCUCUGCUCUCUUCUCCCUGGGGAUGAGCGAGGCGGCCAAGGAGGAGGUGGAGAUCCUGGGGGUGGACGGCGACACCUUUGAGGUCCUGCUGGGCUUCGUCUACACAGGCGCCAUGGACGUGACGGUGGACAACGUCCAGGAGCUGAUGUUGGCCGCCGACAUGCUGCAGCUCAACGAGAUCGUGUCCAUCUGCGGGGACUUCCUCAAAGGCCAGAUGGACUCGUCCAAUUGCGUGGGCAUGUUCCAGUUCCUGGAGCAGAUUGCCUGCGUGAAGAUGUUGGAGUUCUCCGAGAACUACAUCCACGGUCACUUCCUGGAGGUCUGUAUCGGCGACGAGUUCAAGGGCCUCUCCAAGGAUCAGAUUGUCAAACUUCUGAGGAGUGAAGAGUUGCGGAUCGAGGACGAGUACCAGGUGUUCACCGCCGCCAUGGACUGGGUCCUCCACGACGUGGGCAAAAGAAAGAAGUACGUCGUGGAGGUUUUGGAACCUGUCCGCUUCCCUCUGCUCUCCCCACAGAGGCUGUUCAAGUACAUCGAGGAUAUUGCUGACUUCAGCCUGCGGGUGGCGCUGCAGACCCUGUUGAAGGAAUACAUUGAAGUCACCAAGUCCCCCAAAGACCACAAGAUGAACAACCAACUCCAGCAGGUCAAGAUGAGACCCAGAAGGAAAGCCAGGAAGUACCUUUACGCCAUAGGAGGCUACAUUCGCCUACAGGGCGGCCGCUGGAAUGACAACCGGGCGUUAAGUUGCGUGGAGCGCUUUGACACCUUCAACCAGUACUGGACCACCGUGUCGUCCCUGCACCAGGCUCGCAGCGGGCUGGGGGUGGCGGUGAUGGAAGGCAUGAUCUACGUGGUGGGAGGGGAGAAAGACUCCAUGAUCUUUGACUGCACCGAGCGAUACGACCCGGUGACCAAACAGUGGGCCGCCGUGGCGUCCUUGAAUUUCCCUCGAUGUGGAGUUGGCGUCUGUCCCUGCAAUGGUGCUCUCUACGCCUUCGGCGGCUGGAUCGGCUCCGAGAUCGGCAAGACGAUGGAACGUUACGACCCGGAGGACAACAAGUGGGAGGUCAUCGGCUACAUGAUGUCUCCCCGCUAUUACUUUGGUUGCUGCGAGCUGCAAGGUCUCAUCUACGUGGUCGGGGGAAUCAGCGAGGAAAGCAGGGAGCUGCGCUCCACAGACACCUACGAUCCCAUCAGCCGCCGGUGGAGCGCCUUGCCUGUCAUGGUCACACGCCGGGCCUACGUGGGCGUGGCCUGCCUCAACAACUGCAUUUACGCGGUGGGCGGCUGGAACCAGUCCCAGGGGGCGUUGGAGACCGUGGAGAAGUACUGUCCAGAGGAGGAGAAGUGGUUCCAGGUGGCGCCAAUGUCCAACCCCCGCGCAGGUGUGUCGGUGUCGGUAGUCAACGGGCUGCUGUACGCCGUCGGAGGAAGAGCGGCCAGCAGGGACUUCUCCGCCCCGGUGACCGUGGACUGCGUGGAGAUCUACGACCCUCACCUGGACACCUGGACGGAGGUGGGCAACAUGAUCACCAGCCGCUGUGACGGAGGACUGGCCGUGCUCUGACCGCCUGGCAACUGGAAUCUGCACCUUACCUGUGCCACAGGGUAUUUAUACGCUCUUUUCUUCCCUGCACUUAAACCGGCUCCCUGGAGCUUUUUCAAAAAUGUAUGAAAAUGGAAAAAGUUUAGGGGGAAAAAAAUAUGUAUUUAGUUUGAAUAUUGUUUCUAUUGGAGGACAAACAUGACACAAACUUUCCUUAUUGUUGGAAAUCUUCAUAUGAAACAUGCCUCACUGAAGAGAGCAUUUGGCAAGCGCCGUUUUAGCCUACUAACUUUAGCGGUCCUUGAACUCACCAUAGUUUCUUUUACAUGCGCUGCCACAGAAAGACGUUUUUUUAUGCCACUCUGUCUCAUUUUGUCCACCGAACCUUUUAUGCUGUGCGUGAAUGCACAACAGUGAUUUUUUAUUUAUAUCUCUCUAGAUCCACUUCCAAUCUUUCUGUCGAUAGAAAGUCUUAUUUUAUUUACUUUUUAAUGUUCAAUACCCUUUUUGUUAUAGAAGACUCUGUUUUUCCAAACAAUAUAUACACAAUAGUGGAAUAUUUGAUGUGAAGUGAUUGGCGCUUUGAAUAUGUCAAUAAUUCAUAACUACAUUGAUUGUGAUUUAUUAUCGUUUUUUGAGCAAUGACAAUAAAAACAACAACAUUGUGUUAUUAGAGUCAA
Molecule: messenger RNA, 2680 nt
Organism: Nerophis ophidion (straightnose pipefish)
Lineage: Eukaryota; Metazoa; Chordata; Actinopteri; Syngnathiformes; Syngnathidae
Gene: klhl27
Product: intracisternal A particle-promoted polypeptide
Exons: 10
Coding region: 255-2021 (588 amino acids)
Molecular function (GO): actin binding
Source: RefSeq, a predicted model, not a curated record